AUGGGUUUCUUGGUGACUACCCUUAUCUUCGUCGUGGUAGGGGUUAUUGCAUCACUCUGCGUCAGAAUCUGCUGCAACAGAGGGCCCUCGGCAAACCUAUUACACCUGACGUUGAUAAUUACAGCAACAGUGUGCUGCUGGAUGAUGUGGGCCAUUGUUUACCUGUCACAAAUGAAACCUUUAAUUGUUCCGAUUUUGAAUGAAUCGGAAUAA
This is a messenger RNA of Striga hermonthica, 213 nucleotides long. Lineage: Eukaryota; Viridiplantae; Streptophyta; Magnoliopsida; Lamiales; Orobanchaceae. The record is from the annotation of a GenBank genome assembly.